Aspergillus uvarum CBS 121591 is the source of this 289-nucleotide messenger RNA. RefSeq lists its product as uncharacterized. The coding region runs from base 1 to 237 and encodes 78 amino acids. The record is from RefSeq and is a predicted model, not a curated record. The transcript has 4 exons. Lineage: Eukaryota; Fungi; Ascomycota; Eurotiomycetes; Eurotiales; Aspergillaceae.
AUGACAGCAGCCAUCCCCACCGCCACCGAGCGACUGGAUAUAUGCGCCAGCAUAGAGCUGACUUGCAAGGCAGAGCAAAUCAAAUGUGAAGAUCACUUUGCGUAUGAGGGCAUCGAUGCCUGCCCCGAGGAUCCGUGGCGGAGUUGUCUGUGUGAUCAGGUUGCUGAGCACUGUAUGAUGCGGGAUGAUGAGAUCGAUGACUACCACACUACAUGGGAGUGUGAUUUGCGAUCUUAAAGGAUGAUAUAUACCUAGAACUCAUCCAUAGACAGUAGCAGGCUGUCUGAAA